Messenger RNA from Durio zibethinus, 1986 nucleotides. Its product is annotated as zinc finger protein SHOOT GRAVITROPISM 5-like. Gene Ontology annotation, cellular component: nucleus. The record is from RefSeq and is a predicted model, not a curated record. Lineage: Eukaryota; Viridiplantae; Streptophyta; Magnoliopsida; Malvales; Malvaceae. Gene Ontology annotation, molecular function: DNA-binding transcription factor activity.
UAUAAAAAAAAAGGGUCUUAAAGCUUAAAAGAAAGCUGAUAGCAGAAAGCAGAAAGCAAUAGCUUUUCUUCUUCAUGUUCCCUCCCCCCUCACCUUUCUUUCUCUGCCCAUUUUCCUUUGUGUUAUCAGUAAAGUAAAGCUGAAUUCCUUCCCUUCCCCUCCCACAAUUCCAACUCCACCACCUGUACAGCUAAAAGAUUCAUUGACUUGUUUUCACUUAAACUCACAUCACCAACAAUCUCCAACAGGCAACAACAUAUAGUCUGCCAAGGAACACCAAAAACAAUAUGUUGGAAAACACUACUUCUUCUGCCCUUCCAUCUUCCUCCUCUGAUCCUCUCACUCCUUUGGAAAACGAGGCCACCCAGAAAAGAAAAAGAAAGCCAGCGGGCACCCCAGAUCCAGAUGCAGAGGUGGUUUCUUUAUCUCCAAAGACGUUGUUGGAAUCGGAUAGAUAUGUUUGUGAGAUCUGCAAUCAGGGGUUUCAAAGAGACCAGAACCUUCAAAUGCAUAGGAGGAGGCACAAGGUGCCUUGGAAGUUGCUGAAAAGGGAAACACAAGAGGUGAAGAAGAGGGUAUAUGUUUGCCCUGAACCAAGCUGCUUGCACCAUGACCCUUGCCAUGCCCUGGGAGAUCUGGUUGGCAUAAAGAAACAUUUCAGGAGGAAGCACAGCAAUCAGAAACAGUGGGUUUGCGAUAAGUGCUGUAAAGGAUAUGCUGUUCAGUCUGAUUACAAGGCUCAUCUCAAGACUUGUGGUACCAGAGGCCAUUCUUGUGAUUGUGGCCGUGUUUUUUCCAGGGUGGAGAGUUUCAUUGAGCACCAAGAUAAUUGCAAUGUUCGACGAGUCCAACCUGAAUUGCAGGCACUGCAGCCGGCGUGCUCCUCUCGAACGGCUUCAAACACUAGUCCGUCGAGCGAUGCCAACUUUAGCAUUGCCCCGUUGCCUGGAUUGCCAAUGCCAAAAUCAACUGAGCCUGUUUUCUUGUACAAUCAUGUGUCUACUUCUGACCACCAGCACCAACUGCAGCACAAUCUUGAACUUCAGCUUCUACCAUCACCAAGCACUCAAUUAUCGCGGAAUUCAGAUGAGAAUUAUGGAACUCAUUUGAAGCUAUCAAUAGGGUCAAGUGACGGUGGUGAAAAGUGUGAAUCCAACAAGCUUAGUUUAGCUACAUGUAGAGAAAAGAAUGCCAGUGAAACAGCAUUGGAAGCUACUAGGUUGAAAGAGUUUGCAAGUGAGCAACUAAAGUUGGCCAUGGCUGAGACGGCCUACGCCGAAAAGGCUAGACAGGAAGCAAAGAGGCAGAUUGAGAUGGCUGAGCUUGAGUUUGCAAGUGCUAAAAGGAUAAGGCAACAAGCACAAGAUGUACUGGAGAAGGCUCAAAUCUUGAAAGAUCAGGCGACAAAGAAGAUAAGUGCUACUAUCAUGCGGAUCACUUGUCAAGCUUGCAAGCAUCAAUUCCAAAUAUCAACAGCUGCGGUUCCAGCUGAUGAGACCUCACUUGCUAUGAGUUACAUGUCUUCAGCCACAACAGAAGGGGAAGGAGAGUGACGGCAAGUUGAUCAUGCAAUGAAAAUGAUCGAUCUUUAGCCCUUAAAUCUCUUUGUUUUCGAUCUGCAUGUUGAGUUUUUCUUUGCUGUGUCAAGUAGUUCAGUUCUUCUGACUAAUAUCGUGUCUUUGAUAUCUUCAUUUGUUUAAUAGAAAAGUAGAUGAUUCAAUUUACAAGUGCAAUGCAGUGAAGUAGAUUAUUCCACAAAGAAUAUUCAUACCUCACUAUUCACUAAGCUAUAUAUGACUUGUAUUGAAUAAUCCUAGAUUGGGCAUCUUGCCACUUUGAAACCUGAUCAUGGUACGAUUAACUCAUUGAAUUGAGUUGUAAUGUUCUGUCCUUUUGGCCUGUGACCGUUAGUUGAAAUGCAUUUACACUGUUUUCUUUUCAUUGUUUCAUCUUUUAUCUUUCCUUAUUUUAGUCAGUUGAUGCUGC